Molecule: messenger RNA, 2743 nt
Organism: Oncorhynchus kisutch (coho salmon)
Lineage: Eukaryota; Metazoa; Chordata; Actinopteri; Salmoniformes; Salmonidae
Product: zinc finger protein 271-like
Exons: 3
Coding region: 472-2181 (569 amino acids)
Biological process (GO): negative regulation of transcription by RNA polymerase II; regulation of cytokine production; regulation of immune system process
Cellular component (GO): nucleoplasm
Molecular function (GO): DNA-binding transcription repressor activity, RNA polymerase II-specific; RNA polymerase II cis-regulatory region sequence-specific DNA binding
Source: RefSeq, a predicted model, not a curated record
CUAAAGUUGGCCCUCGAUUUAGCUUGAAGGAGCGAUUGAACAACUUUGGUCACUUGCGGGGAUGAUAUGAUCUCAGGAAUAUGAAUCGAGCUGUCUAAAACAAUCUAUUGAUUUUAGCUUUGGAAAAUAGGCUCAGUUUCGUAGUGAUGAGUGCAAUUCAGAAAUGUAUUGGAAUAAAUGACCAAACUACGGGUAACUGUAGCUAGCUACCGGACAGGAGUGCUAGCUAGACACGUUAGCUUACUAGGUUCAUUAAUAGCUUUAGGUUGGUUGUUUUUAAGUUAAACUUCAAGAUUUCCACCAAGGACGUUGCCUCUCCCAUCACCACUCUCCCUCGCUUGGGAGUCCCCCUCCACCCUCCAGGAGUCCCCAGGUCAAUCGCCUCUCCGUACUUUACUGCUGGUUCUGGUCGACUGCAGGAAAACACCGGGGCAGAGUGGAACUGAGAGACUAGAAGAGGAACAUGGAGAUAUGAUUUCAUUAAGGGACAUCCCUUAUCGUUGCUCUCUAAGUGGGAGGGGCUUAUCAUCUGGGGAGCCUCAACAACAUCAUGAUGCUGACAAGAAAGAGAAGAGUCUCUCCAGAUCGAAACACCGGCAUAGAGGUAGAGGGAAGAAACCUCAACACUGCUCUGUCUGUGGGAAGAGUUUUGCUAAACAAGACUUGACUAUUCAUGAGCAAAUUCACCCCGGAGAGAAACCGUUCCACUGCUCUCGGUGCGGGAAGAGUUUCACUGCAUCUAAAACUGUAAAAUCUCACCAGAGAAUUCAUACAGGGGAGAGGCCUUAUCCCUGCUUUAAUUGUGAGAAAUGCUUCAAACAAUCAGGAUUCCAGACUACACAAAAACACACAGGACCGCCUUAUAGCUGUGAUCAGUGUGGGAAGAGAUUCAAUCAAUCAGGAGCCCUGACUAGACACCAACGCAUACACACAGGAGAGAAGCCUUAUAGCUGUGAUCAGUGUGGGAAGAGCUUCAAUCAAUUAGUACACCUGACUAUACACCAACGCAUACACACAGGAGAGAAGCCUUAUAGCUGUGAUCAGUGUGGGAAGAGCUUCAAUCAAUUAGUACACCUGACUAUACACCAACGCAUACACACAGGAGAGAAGCCUUAUUGCUGUGAUCAGUGUGGGAAGAGCUUCAAUGUAUCAGGAAACCUGACUACACAUCAACGCAUACACACAGGAGAGAAGCCUUAUAGCUGUGAUCAGUGUGGGAAGAGCUUCAGUCGAUCAGGAGACCUGACUAUACACCAACGCAUACACACAGGAGAGAAGCCUUAUAGCUGUGAUCAGUGUGGGAAGAGCUUCAAUCAAUUAGUACACCUGACUAUACACCAACGCAUACACACAGGAGAGAAGCCUUAUAGCUGUGAUCAGUGUGAGAAGAGUUUCAGGACGUCAGAUCACCUGACUAACCACCAAUGCAUACACACAGGAGAGAAGCCUUAUAGCUGUGAUCAGUGUGGGAAGAGCUUCAAUCAAUCAGGACACCUGACUAAACACCAAUGCAUACACACAGGACAGAAGCCUUAUAGCUGUGAUCAGUGUGGGAAGAGCUUCAAUCAAUCAGGACACCUGACUAAACACCAACGCAUACACACAGGAGAGAAGCCUUAUAGCUGUGAUCAGUGUGGGAAGAGCUUCAAUCAGUCAGUAAACCUGACUAAACACCAACGCAUACACACAGGAGAGAAGCCUUAUAGCUGUGAUCAGUGUGGGAAGAGCUUCAAUGAAUCAGGAAACCUGACUAAACACCAACGCAUACACACAGGAGAGAAGCCUUAUAGCUGUGAUCAGUGUGGGAAGAGCUUCAAUCAGUCAGUAAAGCUGACUACACACCAACGCAUACACACAGGAGAGAAGCCUUAUAGCUGUGAUCAGUGUGGGAAGAGCUUCAAUCAAUCAGGAAACCUGACUAUACACCAGCGCAUACACACAGGAGAGAAGCCUUAUAGCUGUGAUCAGUGUGGAAAGAGUUUUGCUCUAGAUUUCACCCUGACUGCACACCAGCGAAUACACACUGGAGAGAAACCUUAUUCCUGUCUAUGUGGAAAGAGCUUUGCUCAUUCAGGGUCACUGAAAAAACACCAGGAUGCACAAAUAUGUUGUUUUUUAUCUCCCUCCUCCGGCACCAGUUUCAGAUCUCUAAAUGAAGUUUCAAUAGAAACCAUAUUGUAAAGAGUCAUCCAUCUCCCAUUCGCAUUUUACCUUGGUAAGUCUGAUUACCAAGGUAAAAUGUGUAGCAUGAUAUGCAGCUCUGGAUCCAUAUGUAUCAAGCGUCUUGGAGUAGGAGUUCGGUAUCUUAUUUCAUUAACUCCUAUUGUCCAUUAAAUAAUGUAGAAUAAUGUUUCAACAAUUGUAGGUUCAUAUUAAUGUGUGAGGGAAAUGUUGUCUGAAGAAAGAGCCUUGAAUUGUACAUCUUGUCUCAUACAAUUAUUGGUUCCUGUUGGUGCUGGGUAGAGAUGUGAGGGGAGACGGUCAUGACCCCUCAGACCUUUUGGCAGAAUAUGUUCUAUAAGUUAAGAUGGGAGACAGUGCCAGUCACAUGCAGGAACCAAACGUCAAUGAUGAAUUAAUUAUGAAUAAUGUAAAUCAUGCAAAUAUAACUUGUCUGUGUAAACAGUAUAUAAGAGAACUAACGGGACUGCCCCGAAAGAGCUCCAGACCGUACUCUGGUGUUUUAGGUUUGUUGGAACCCCUCCAGCUUCCUGAUAAUAAAUAAUUAUUCAUUUAAGUUUUA